Messenger RNA from Lethenteron reissneri (Far Eastern brook lamprey), 1110 nucleotides. RefSeq lists its product as uncharacterized. The record is from RefSeq and is a predicted model, not a curated record. NCBI's taxonomy places the organism in Eukaryota, Metazoa, Chordata, Hyperoartia, Petromyzontiformes, Petromyzontidae.
UUGAGUCUAUGGGCAGUGUUGAGUCUAUGGUGCAGUGUUGAGUCUAUGGUGCAGUGUUGAGUCUAUGGUGGAGUGUUGAGUCUAUGGUGCAGUGCUGAGUCUAUGGUGCAGUGCUGAGUCUAUGGUGCAGUGUUGAGUCUAUGGUGCAGUGUUGAGUCUAUGGUGCAGUGUUGAGUCUAUGGUGCAGUGUUGAGUCUUAUGAAGCAAUAAUCUUUAAAAUCAGAAAGUCCGGGUGGACCAUUGCAAAGCGUUCACAACACUCUCCCCUCACAGUUGCGCAUUUCUCGCUCAGCGAUGUCGCACGCCUCAGACCCUCCCAGGAUGUUCCAAAUUCUCCGCUACGCGGUGCCGCCGCCUCCGGCUCAGGAGACGCGCCUCGAAGCCUCUGGGCCGCUGCCCGAGACCUCCGCCUGCCCUGUGGUGGCCACCGGCGGUGACGGAUACGGUGACAGUGACGGUGACGGCGGCAGCGGUGACGGCCCCGGUAACGUCCCGACGCUUGUACGCAAGGUUCGGCAAAGGAGACGGAUGUCGCUGCACAGGAACGAGCGCGGCUUCCCGGCGGCGGUCUUGCCGGCGCUUGCCGCCCCCCUCGCCGCGGCGUCACGGAUGCAGCGCCGGCGUGGCGGCCGCUACCAGCCCGGACGUCCACGUGGGAACUUCUUUAGCUCCGACGUGCCGAGUCCGCCGCGCCCGGAGGCGGUGCUUGCGAAGGGCUGCUUCGCGCCGCCCACAGAGUCGCUGCGUCCGACGCUUGAGGAGCCGCGCCGUCCCCGCCUGGUGGAACAAGCAGCCGCAGCGCCGGCAGCAGCCAGCGCCGCCCCCUUGGGGGGCCCUAGGGGGGGUGGGGCUCGGGGCUCGGGGCCGGCGUCAAGGACUCGCUCCCACGACGCUUCACUCCGCUAGCCGGGCGGCUCUCGCGCUCCCCUCACCGUCUUCUGCUUUGCCGCUAGUGACGCGUUGUGAGGUGCUCGGUCUCACACUCACCUUGUUGUGAUGUUCACAGGGGGUCGACUUUGCCGCUAGUGACGCGUUGUGAGGUGCACAGUCUCACACUCUCCUUGUUGUGUUGUUCACAGAGGGUCGACUUUGCCGCUAGUGACGCGUUGU